Molecule: messenger RNA, 1483 nt
Organism: Drosophila hydei
Lineage: Eukaryota; Metazoa; Arthropoda; Insecta; Diptera; Drosophilidae
Product: protein arginine N-methyltransferase 1
Exons: 1
Coding region: 44-1483 (479 amino acids)
Biological process (GO): peptidyl-arginine methylation
Molecular function (GO): protein-arginine N-methyltransferase activity
Source: RefSeq, a predicted model, not a curated record
UUGCCUCUUUUAAGCAAUUUAUGUAUUUGGGUUUGCCAUAAACAUGUCUGCAUAUAUUAACAAGACCGCAACAUGUGGCAGCGGUGCCGGUCGUUGCAAGCAAAAACCCAUUUCACUGAGCGCCUUUCAUGAACAGCUCGAGAAGGCGGAGAACGAAAUGAGUGUAAACAAGGCCAAAUCUGCUCCAGCGGCAUCUUUACCAACAGUUCGAGCUUUAACUUCAAGUCCAACUUCAAAAACCAAUAAACAAGUGAACACGCUCCACACUAAAGCACAUGACAUUCCAAUUGGCAAUGGCUCAACCAUGCCUGAAGCUGUAGUCUCAGAUAGUCUUCGCGGCGGUCGUCGUGGACGUCGACAUUGUUCCCAUCGCGGUCGCUCCUGUCCACGCCUGCUCACGCCCACACGCGAGGUGCCCCACGAGCUGCAAAAGGUGGAUCGCAUGACAUCCUCGGAUUUCCGCCAUGAUUUCGCCGCACAUUUGGAGAAUAUGCGCACGCGGCAGAAGGAUCAGGAACACAUGCGUUUCUUUCAAUUGGCAAUGCAGGAGAAUCGUCAUCUGUUUGCUGGAAAAACUGUACUAAUCCUCGCCUGCGGCACAGGCACUUUGGCUUUGAUGGCCGUACGUGCGGGUGCCAAAAUGGUCUUUGCUCUGGACCACUCCCAGGUGACGGAUUAUGCACGGCUCGUUGUACAAGCAAAUAAGAUGGAGCACGUUGUAAAGGUGCUUCAUGGCAGAGUGGAAGAUGUGAAGCUGCCCCAACGCGUGGAUGGCAUUGUUUGCAACUGGAUGGGUCAGUGUCUGCUAUACGAAUCAGAGCUACUGGAGCUAAUCCAAGCACGCGAUCGUUGGCUUAAGCCUGAAGGCUUCAUUCUGCCCGAUCUGGGUGCACUUUAUCUGCUAGCUGGAGCAGAGCACCUGCUGAAGAACGAGCGCUGCGAUUGGUGGCUGGAUGUCUAUGGCUUCAAUAUGAACGCCCUGCGACGCUACGCACUGGCCGAGCCACGAUUUGCCAGGACAACGGGCGAGCGUGUGCUCACAUCGGCUGAGCAAGUUUUGUGCCUGGAUUUGCGUACAGCCUCUCGAGAAGAUUUGCAUAUCGAUCGGAAGAUUCAGUUGACAGUGCACCAGGACGGCUAUUGCGAGUGUUUCGUGCUCUACUUCGAUGUGUCCUUCAGUCGCGCUCAUCUGCCGCUCCAGCUGAGCUGCAAUCCCUGUUUGAAUACAUCUCUCAAGUCGCUGUGGUACCAGACGCUACUCUUCGUGGAGCAGCCGUUCAUCAUGCGCACCAAGUCUAUAUAUACGGGUCGCCUGAUCUUUCGACCUUGGCCCAGCUUUCAGCGCAUGAAAAUCCACGUUGAGCUGACUGCGGGCUCAGCGGAUGGCAUUCAAUGGAGUCCGCUGGUGCACAAGAGUUGGCUGCUAACGUCGCGCUUUCAGACUGUCGCGGAGGUGGCUCAAUGCCAGGACUUGCUUAACUAA